Messenger RNA from Colletotrichum orchidophilum, 2481 nucleotides. RefSeq names its product SH3 domain-containing protein. Lineage: Eukaryota; Fungi; Ascomycota; Sordariomycetes; Glomerellales; Glomerellaceae. The record is from RefSeq and is a predicted model, not a curated record. The coding region runs from base 1 to 2481 and encodes 826 amino acids. The transcript has 6 exons. Gene Ontology annotation, molecular function: protein binding.
AUGGACGUCGUGGAGGACUUGGUGACCGGGCCCUUCAAGGAGGUCGUGGAGAAGGGGACCAUCGCGCUCGGAAACGCAAACGACGACCGGGACAUGCUCUCCGAGAGCCAGAAGCUGGUCAAGGGCGCCGAGCGCAUCCUCAAGAUCAUUGAGCCGCUGUGCUUGCGCCACCUGGAGGAGUACGGCGUCAACUUUAUAGAUGCGCUCAAGGACGACAACGAGAUUGCCGAGUACAGAUCACAGAUGACUGACAUGAUAUGGGAUUUUGACGACGUAAUCGAUGCCGAAACGUUUGAAAAGGAAAAGUACGCCGAGCUGCGGGAGCUCUGUAAGAAGGCCGGCCUCCGGACCGGAGAGAUCCUGAAGAGGAUGAAGCUGGAGCCGGCCCCGCGAGAGCAACCUCUCAUCCCGAUCAUCGCGACGUCGCCACCGGCUACGCACGAGACACAGGACCAAGGCCACGCAAGUCUAACCACACCCCAAGAGGGACACAAUUUCCAGAUAGAGCCGCAGGAAGAACAACACCCACCCGAGCCAGAAUCAAAAGUCAGGGAAGAGGUCCUCGAGCCACCGCCUCCUCCCCCGACGAACCCGUGGGAUCUGAGAGCAAGCCCCGUCAUCGAAACGGGGAUGGAGAUGCCCAUGAGCGAGAUCAACAUUGAGCGCCGACCCCCCAUCUCUUCCAUGAGCUCUCCCACGUCGGAUCCGGGCAGUCCGAAAGACAUGAACAGACUCUCGCACAGCUCGAAUCAUCGAUUAGACAUUCCCACCGACCGCGUCCUGUCGGAAGAGGACCGGUACCACCAGAUGAGCCCGCAGGACCUCACGAGGUCCCCGGUUUUGAUGACGGACAGGAACCACCCCAUCGUCUCGCGCGGACGAGCGUCGUCCACCACACUGGGCAUCGUCACGGAAGACCAGACACAGACGCCGCGGAACGGGAACGGGAACGGGAACGGUGGUCACUCCCCGCGGCCCCACCGGCGCUCACAAGCCAGUUCCAUGUACUCGCACGCCUCACGGCAGCGCUCCCAAGAGUCCCUGCACGACUCCGUCUUUGACGGCGGCGGGGGCAGGAGGAACUCAGGCGCAAUCAGCCCCUCCAUGACGGAGCACCGCGCCUCCACCUCCUCGGCCCAUGACGGACGGCUCAGCCCAACGCCGAAGGCGGCGCCGCCACCCAUCAUACCGCCUAACUUCCCACCCGGCGUCCACGAGGGUAUCGAGAGGGUGCCGCUGGCCGUGAGCGACGGCGAAGGCCUGAUACCGGUAGAGUCGGAGUCGUCUUCUUCGCAGAACAGGGAGCCGCCUUUCAUGGUCUCGUCCCGGCCAAAGGAUUGCAAUAUCGGGUUGAGCAGCUCAUUUUACUUGUACAAGGGGUUCUGUGAGGGCGCGAAAGAAGUCACCCGUGGUGGUCUCGGGGUCAAAAAGAUCAAGAAACCAGGAUUCUCUGGCGCCCACGAGGUCGCCAAGUGUUCGAGCUGCUCUUACGAGCUCGACUUCAAACAGGUCGAAAACGAUAUCAACAAAUCUGAGGAUGCAAAUCACCAAUCCAACAAAAUCUCGUACCGCCCGCGCUUCCUCCAAAAGAGCCACGUUGCCACGAAACGCGCCGACGAGUUCCUCUACGGCUGCGUCUUUUGCGUCCACAUCCAACACACCCUCGAAGAGUGCGACGCGACAGUCUUCUUCAGCCAGAAGAAGCUCUUCGAGCACCUCGCUCGGCACCCGCGACCGCUCCCCCAGGUCCCCGGCAUCACCGUGGUAGAGACGACGGAGACCACCGGCGGUGGUGAGGUGCCUCUGCAACUGCGCAACAACUAUGACCUGCACUUCCGCGCGCCCCCGCGCCCCAGCCGCCUUGAGGGCCGACAGCUCGAGCUCGCGCAGCUGCCGACGGCGACGGCGACGCAGACGGUCAAGAGGAUGUACGGUAUGCGGCUGCUGUACGAUAAUACCCCCGGCUUCGAGCUGGCAAACGGCGCGCGGCUGUGCGGCGUCGAGUUCCCGGCCAAGUACAACGGGGAGUGGGUCAUGGGGUGGCACGAGGGCAACUUUGGGUCCGCGCCGCUGGAUGUGCUGAAGCUGGAGCCGCCGCCGAAGGGUGAGAUACGCGCGGACACGGCGAGUAAUAUCUCGGCCGUGGCGCGGUGGAAGUUUGCGCCCCGGGCCAAGGAUGGAGGCGAUUGGUUGAAGUUUGAUCAGGGGGAAAGGAUCACCAAUAUCAGCUGGGCGUGGCAAGAUCACUGGUGCUGGUCCGGCACCAACGCCAAGGGCGUAUGGGGUAUCUUCCCGCAGACCUUUAUCGAUGGCUCCUCGAUCCGCGAAGUGUCUGACCGUUCCAGCAUCUCGAGCAGCGAGAGGAGAAAGUCUGGGACGGGGGGGUUCUUUGAGAGGUUCUCGUCGAGCCGUAAGGCGUCGAGGCAGCCGAGCGUCGCGCAGGUUAUGGUCUCGUCGGGGCCGCGGCCUUCGGUGGUUUAA